AUGGCGGUGGGUACAACGAAAGUUGUCCAAGUGACAAAUAUCGCUCCCCAAGCGACUAAAGACCAAAUGCAAACUUUAUUUGGUUAUUUAGGCAAAAUUGAAGACAUUCGACUGUAUCCAACAAUCCGGGAUGUUGCUGUUCCAGUUCAAUCACGAAUUUGCUACAUUAAAUUUCAUGACCAAGGGAGCGUUGCGGUGGCCCAGCAUAUGACCAACACUGUAUUCAUUGAUCGUGCACUCAUAGUUAUUCCUUAUCAAAAUGGAGAUAUUCCUGACGAGCAACGUGCUCUUGAGCUUACCAAUAAUGGUACCGUCGUUCCAGGUCUUUACCCUUCAGAACCAAAACUUCCAGCGAAUGUCGUCAAUUCAAUUGACGGAAUUCCUCCACACCACACUAUCCUGACGAUAGACCCAAAGCUAGAUGCCCACGGACUACCACCGUAUCCGCCUUUGCCGGGUCAUCUCGACAGCCGACGUAUUGAAGAAAUACGAAGGACACUAAUUGUCGCUAAUUUAGAUGCUUCAGUAUCAAGUGACCAAUUGCUUGAAUUUUUCACCAAUAAUAAUAUAGAAAUAAAAUAUCUGCGACUAUGUACUCGAGACUCAGAUACUGAACAUUACGCGUUAAUUGAACUUAAUGAACAAACACAAGUUGUACCAACUCUUAUGCUUAAUGGUAAAAUGCUUGCCGACAAACCGAUUAAAUUAUAUCACUCGAUGCAGGCGAUAUCCAAGCCUGAAGCCAAAAGCAACGAGGCGGCCCAAAAAGAAAUCGAGGAGGCGAUGUCAAGAGUCAAGGAAGCGCACAAUCUUAUUUCAGCUGCUAUUGAUCCCAUGAUUGGUAUGCUGUCUAAGGACAAGCGAAGUCGCAGUGGGUCACGCAGCAGAAAAUCAAGAUCACGGUCACGAGGAAGGCGUCGCUCUAGGUCACGCAAACGUUCGCGUUCACGACACAGGAGAUCCCGGUCUCGGCAUCGACGGCGCUCACGAUCACGCUCCAAGCGCCGGUCACGCUCCAAGGAUCGGAAACGCAAGUCCCCGUCACGCAGACGCAGCACUUCACGCAGCAGAGUACGCUCAAGAUCCCGCUCCAGAAGGUCCCGGUCUAAGCGAUCACGAUCAAGGUCCAAGGAUCGAAAGAAAAAAUCUUCCCCUCGCCGACGAAGUCGCUCACGAUCACGCAGCAAAAGGUCCAAGUCCAAGACCAGGCGCUCCAGGUCCAAGUCUAAAUCAAAGUUCUCUAAAUCCAAGUACUCGGAGAAGCCUCGUGAUAAGGAUAGGGAAAAAGAUAAGGAAAAAGAUCGUGAUAAAGAGAAAGAUAGGGAUAGACGGAGUAAGGAUAAAUCAGAUGGCAAUGGGAAAAAAGACAGCGACAGGGAGAAAGAACGGGAUCGGGAUAAGGACAGAGACCGCGACAGGGACAGGGACAGGGACAGGGAGAGAGAUAGGGAUAGGGAUAAAGAUCGCGAGAGGAGUGAAAAAAAAUCCAGAGAUAAGAAAGCUGACAAAGAGUCUAAAGAGAGAUCUGAUGAUAAAUCCUCGUCACGAAGUGGCAGUAAAGAAAAAAUAGAAUCCGAAAAUUGA
Cotesia congregata is the source of this 1584-nucleotide messenger RNA. NCBI's taxonomy places the organism in Eukaryota, Metazoa, Arthropoda, Insecta, Hymenoptera, Braconidae. The record is from the annotation of a GenBank genome assembly.